CCGGACACAGCCCCGCGCUGCUCGCCCGCCCCAGCGGGGCCCCGGGCAGCCGCCCUCUGGGACCCUCCUCAGCCCCAGACGUCGGAACCGGGACCGGCUCCCUGGGAAUACCCAGAAGAUAAGGCAAGGGUCCGAGCAGCCACGAGGACUGAGGAGAAGCAUCUCUCAGCCGCAGCAGGACCCCCAGCGAGCACAGGACCAAAGGAGAAGUGUCGGCCACACGGGUGCAGCAGGACAAGCACGGUGUCGGUCACAGAGGCCAGUUCAACACCUCGGCAGCGCCAGCCGCUGCAGGUGCCACAGCUAAACACCAGCCAGGGACAAGGCUCUCCAGGCACCGGGGACAAGGCACAGCAUGGACGAGUCACUGGGUUUAGACCCUUCGGAGGAACCACAAAGUGCCGACCCGCAAGAUGCCUAUGAACGUGGGCAUGGCCCUUACCAGCCACACGAACCGGGCUAUGGUCUUGACCAGCCCGGAUACAGCCCAUAUGAGGAUGAGAUUCCCGAUCCCCAAGCCCAGAUGCUGGCAAUCAAGAAUGCAAAAGCCUAUUUACUGAAGACCAGCACAAAAUCCGGCCUGAAUUUAUAUGAUCAUUUUGCUAAUAUACUAACAAAGAUCCUGGAUGAACAGCCCACAAAUGCAGUAGACAUAAUUGAGAAUAUCAGCAAGGAUGUGAAGUGGGCUCAGUUUCGGAAAAAAAUGGACACUCUCCGAGAUGAACAUCUGAUUCCUCCAACAUUUGAAGCUGCAGAAAAGUGUAAAGCUCUGUUUGUCAAGGAAGGUGGAGAAGAAGAACAUGAAGAAGUAGAAGAAGAGAUGGGACAGCCCUCUCUACCAAAUGUGAUGGAAACAGCCUUUUAUUUUGAACAGGCUGGAAUUGGCUUGAACAAAGAUGAAUCCUAUUACAUAUUCCUUGCUCUUAAAAAUCUAAUUAAUCUUCAUCCAAUCCAGACCUGUCGCUUCUGGGGCAAAAUUUUGGGCCUGGAAAUGAACUAUAUUAUAGCUGAAGUACAGUUACGGGAAGGGGAAGAGGAGGAAGAAAUAGAAGAGGAAGGAGAGGGAAGUAUUGCGGAAGGAGAGAAAGAGUUGGGUGAGGGUGAAGAAGAAGAAGAGCAGAAAGAAAAAGAAGCUGAACCACCAAAGUCCACCUAUAAACCCCCACCUGAGAUCCCAAGAGAAGCAAAUGGGACUGGGACUAAUAAAUAUGUCUACUUUGUCUGUAAUGAGCCAGGCAAACCCUGGAUGAAGUUGCCUCCGGUGACACCAGCCCAGAUUGUCUGUGCCAGGAAAAUCAAGAAGUUCUUCACUGGUCGGCUGGACGCUCCUGUUGUGACCUUUCCUCCUUUUCCUGGAAAUGAGGCCAAUUACCUGCGCGCACAGAUAGCUCGAAUCUCAGCAGGAACCCAUGUCUCUCCCACUGGAUUUUACCAGUUUGCAGAAGAGGACGAAGAAGAAGAAGGAGCAGAUACAUAUGAAGAAAAUCCCGAGUUUGAGCCUCCUCCUGUGGUUGAAAUGGUGGAGUCCCUCACAAUGUGGGCACACCAUGUCAAGGGCAUUCUAAAUCAGGGUCGCUGUUCUUGGAUUAAUCCUUCUCAAAAAUCAGAGGAAAAUGAAGAAGAAGAUGAAGAGGAGGAAGAGGAGGAGGGAGAAGAGCAACAGGAAGAAAGAGGACCACCCCUUCUUACUGUAAUCUCUGAAGAUGAAGGCAUGAAAGACAUCCCUGCUUGGACAGCUCAGGCUUCUACAAACCUGAUCCCGCAAUAUUCUAUUGCAAUCCUGCAGUCUAACCGAUGGCCUGGAGCUUAUGCCUUUGCUUCUGGCAGGAAAUUUGAGAACAUCUACUUUGGCUGGGGUCACAAAUACAGUUCAGAAAGUCACACUCCUGCACUGCCCCUGCCAGCACAAACAGAAUUCCCCACCGGGCCAGAAAUCACUGAGACCGUAGACCCCACUGUGGAAGAGGAAAUGGCUUUCAAGGUUGCGCAGGAAGAAGCCUUAGCCGAAGCUGAGGAAGAGGAAGAUGAGGAAGGGGAGGAUGAUUAAAAUAUGGAAGAAAACAGAUUUUUUUAAAAGUUUGAACAUAAUCAGCAUUUAAUGUAGUCAUUUAUUUGCUGACCUCAAAAGAAAUGCAUUUGGAGUGUGCCUUCUUUUUUGAUUUCUGUAGGCUUUUCUUUGCAGCUAUCUUCCUCUCCUUCCCUACCCCUCAAACCUGCCCACGCUGGCAUGAAGGCUUUUUCUAUGUUUGUUUGACUAAGCAAACACAGUCUGCUUCCUAAAAUGAUACCUUUGAACUAAGAACUACCACCCAGCAGAUGCUCACACUUUCUAGUCAAUGCAUAUAUACAUUUUACUUAAAUAAAUUUUUAAAAAAUCCCA
Molecule: messenger RNA, 2380 nt
Organism: Cyanistes caeruleus (blue tit)
Lineage: Eukaryota; Metazoa; Chordata; Aves; Passeriformes; Paridae
Product: radial spoke head protein 4 homolog A-like
Biological process (GO): axoneme assembly; cilium assembly; cilium movement involved in cell motility
Cellular component (GO): radial spoke; axoneme
Source: RefSeq, a predicted model, not a curated record